CUCUACAUAUAUUCCAUUCACAUAUCGAUACAUACAUACAUACAUCUUGUAGAAUUGCGCUAUUCCUAUUCCUAUAUAUAUAGUGUACACGAACCGCCUAAUCUCUCCACAAGUACAUCACCACUUCUCGAAACUUCGCUCAUUUCUUCCAUUUUCAUAACUUCAUUUCUGCGCAACUCUCUCUCUCUCUCUCUCUCUCUCUCUAGACUCCACCAAUGACGAUCCUAGACUCGCCGGAGAGCGUCGGCACCGCAACGACCACGACGUCGACCGCGGAUCCCGGCACCUGCGUUCGGCGGAGACCGAGCGCCGCCACGGGAGGAGGAGGAGAAGAGGCCAUUUCUGAUUCGCUCUCGAAGACGAGCUCGUUGGAAACUGAUAGUUUGGUUUUUGGUUCGGAAAACGAUCAGAGUCAGAUCGGGGACGGUGACGGCGGCGAUAAGGUCGCGAAUGGAGAGGACAGAGAGAAGGACAAUUUGGCGAAAUUCUCGUACCGGCCGUCUGCUCCGGCUCACCGCAGAAUCAGGGAGAGUCCUCUCAGCUCUGACGCUAUAUUCAAACAGAGUCAUGCUGGUCUCUUCAACCUCUGUAUAGUAGUUCUUGUUGCUGUAAACAGCCGGCUUAUCAUUGAAAAUCUGAUGAAGUAUGGCUGGUUGAUUAGGUCUGGUUUCUGGUUUAGUUCAAAAUCAUUGAGGGAUUGGCCACUUCUAAUGUGCUGUAUUACUCUCCUGCUUUUCCCACUUGCUGCUUUUGUAGUCGAGAAGUUGGUGCGACAAAAGUAUAUAUCUGAACCAGUGGUUGUCAGCCUUCACAUAUUAAUAACGACAGCUACAGUUUUGUUUCCAGUUUUUGUGAUCCUCAGGUAUGAUUCUGCUGUUCUAUCUGGCGUCACAUUAAUGCUCUUUGCAUGCGUUGUGUGGCUGAAGUUGGUAUCCUAUGCACAUACAAAUUAUGACAUGAGAGCGCUUGCUAAAUCACAUGAUAAGGGGGAGGCCUCGUCUGUUUCUUCAAAUCUUAACUACUCUUAUGAUGUUAGCUUCAAAAGUUUGGUUUACUUCAUGGUGGCUCCCACCUUAUGUUACCAGACGAGUUAUCCCCGCACUGCAUGCAUUCGACAGGGUUGGGUGGUCCGUCAAGUCAUCAAGUUGGUUAUAUUUUCAGGACUCAUGCUAUUUAUCAUAGAGCAGUACAUCAAUCCAAUCGUUACGAAUUCACAACAUCCUCUAAAAGGAAACCUUUUAUAUGCUGUAGAGAGGGUAUUGAAGCUUUCAGUUCCAAAUUUAUAUGUGUGGCUCUGCAUGUUCUACUGCUUUUUUCAUCUCUGGUUAAACAUACUUGCUGAGCUUCUCUGUUUUGGUGAUCGUGAAUUCUACAAAGAUUGGUGGAAUGCACAAACAGUGGAGGAGUAUUGGAGAAUGUGGAAUAUGCCUGUUCAUAAGUGGAUGGUCCGCCAUAUUUAUUUUCCUUGCUUAAGGAAUGGAAUACCUAAGGGGGUUGCGGUAUUGAUUGCCUUCCUUGUAUCUGCUGUUUUCCAUGAGCUAUGCAUUGCUGUUCCCUGCCACAUAUUCAAAUUUUGGGCCUUUAUUGGAAUUAUGUUUCAGGUUCCCUUGGUCAUGAUCACAAGUUAUCUGCAGAACAAGUUCAGGAAUUCUAUGGUUGGCAAUAUGAUAUUCUGGUGCUUUUUCAGCAUUCUGGGUCAACCCAUGUGCGUUCUACUCUACUACCACGACUUGAUGAAUAGAAUAGAGAAAACACAGUGAAACAUCUCCCUCUUGAAACAAAUGUAUAUCAUCACACCAUGGCCCGAGAGAGCAUUCCGAAACUCAAAAGUUGCCCAAUCCUGCUGCAUUGUCUGUCCCUCAGUAAGUUCCAUCUUUGAAACUGCAGCAUUACAAUGGGUUUGUACAACGUGAAAUUCCAAUCAUUCAGUGUGUUCUGAGGCGUUCUAUUGCUACCCAUAAUUUAUUUUCCUUACGCCAUUCUUAUUGAAUUCACAAUUUGGGCAAUUUUGUUGAACUGAUGAACUACCAGAGUUAGAUCAUGAUUGAAUCCUAGUUUAAUAUUGGUGGGAAAUUGUAUAUUUGCUCAUAUUAAGCUUGUGCCUAUUGCUGCUUCUAUCGGCCAUUCCUUUUUUGCAUAUAUCAACCGUUACAUUGAUUGUUUUCCCCCUCAUGAUUUAACGAUUAAGAACAGUUUUAAUAAAAUAAAAAAAAAAUUGUGCCACUGUUA
Molecule: messenger RNA, 2229 nt
Organism: Camellia sinensis
Lineage: Eukaryota; Viridiplantae; Streptophyta; Magnoliopsida; Ericales; Theaceae
Product: diacylglycerol O-acyltransferase 1
Biological process (GO): triglyceride biosynthetic process
Cellular component (GO): endoplasmic reticulum membrane; chloroplast envelope
Molecular function (GO): diacylglycerol O-acyltransferase activity
Source: RefSeq, a predicted model, not a curated record